AUGACCGAUGAGCAGCUGCCCCUCAAGGAGAUGUCUGACAACCACACCAGCCCUCUCCUGCCAGAGCCUCUUUCCAGCAGACACAAACUCUACGAGUCAGAGCCGAGCAGCCCUACCUGGCCGUCUAGCCCCCAGGAUACACACCCGGCCCUGCCCCUGCUGGAAAUGCCUGAAGAAAAGGAUCUCCGAUUAUCUGACGAAGACAGCCACAUUGUGAAAAUUGAAAAACCCAGUGAAAGGAACAAAAGGAAAGGGAGCAAGGUGUCCCACAGGGGCUCUGCAGACCGGGGAGGCUUCAGCCUCUUCCAAGCAGUGAGCUACCUCACGGGGGAGAUGGAGGAGUACAGGAACUGGCUGAAAGAUAAGCCCUUGGCCUUCCAGUUCGUAGACUGGAUCCUGAGGGGAGYCGCUCAGGUGAUGUUCGUCAACAACCCUCUCAGUGGGCUCAUCAUCUUCAUUGGGCUUCUGAUCCAGAAUCCCUGGUGGACCAUUGCUGGGGCUCUGGGGACAGUGGUCUCCACCUUAACUGCCCUCGCCUUAAACCAGGACAGAUCAGCCAUUGCCGCAGGACUGCAUGGCUACAAUGGGACGCUGGUGGGACUGCUGGUGGCCGUGUUCUCUGAGAAGUUGGACUACUACUGGUGGCUUCUAUUCCCUGUGACCUUCACAGCCAUGGCCUGCCCAGUUAUCUCCAGUGCCCUGAGCACCAUCUUCAGCAAGUGGGACCUGCCAGUUUUCACGUUGCCCUUCAACAUCGCUGUGACUCUGUACCUGGCAGCCACAGGCCACUACAACCUCUUCUUCCCCAUGACGCUAGUAGAGCCUGUGUCGUCGGUACCCAAUAUCACCUGGACAGAGAUUGAAAUGCCCUUGCUCUUACAAGCCAUCCCCGCUGGGGUUGGCCAGGUGUAUGGCUGUGACAACCCCUGGACCGGCGGCGUGAUCCUGGUGGCUCUGUUCAUCUCCUCCCCGCUCAUCUGCUUACACGCAGCCAUCGGGUCCAUCGUGGGGAUGUUAGCAGCCCUGACGGUGGCCACGCCCUUCGAGACAAUCUAUAUGGGCCUCUGGAGCUACAACUGCGUCCUCUCCUGCAUCGCCAUCGGGGGCAUGUUCUACGCCCUCACCUGGCAGACCCACCUACUGGCACUUGUCUGUGCUCUGUUUUCUGCAUACAUGGGAGCAGCCCUUUCUAACAUGAUGGCGGUGGUGGCUGUGCCACCAGGCACCUGGGCCUUCUGUAUCUCCACCCUCAUCUUCCUGCUUCUGACGACCAACAACCCAGCCAUCUACAAGCUCCCACUCAGCAAGGUCACCUACCCAGAGGCCAACCGCAUCUACUACCUGACAAUGAAAAGCAGUGAAGAAGAGAAGUCUCCCAGCGGUGGCAGUGGGGAGCAGUCACCACCACCAGGCCCAAAGGCGGAGGAGGGCUCUGAGGCUGUGCUCCCCAGGCAAAGGAGCGUGUUCCACAUCGAGUGGUCGUCCAUUCGGAGGAGGAGCAAAGUGUUUGGAAAAAGCGAACACCAGGAGAGACAAGCCAAAGAGCCAUUUCCCUAUCCAUACCGGAAGCCCACCAUUGAGCUGCUUGAUCUGAACACCAUGGAGGAGAGCUCCGAGAUUAAGGUAGAAACCAGCACGUCCAGGACUUCCUGGAUCCAAAGCUCCAUGGCYGCCAGCAGGAAGAGGGUCAGCAAAGCCCUCAGCUACAUCACGGGAGAGAUGAAGGAAUGCGGAGAGAGACUUAAAGACAAAUCCCCAGUGUUCCAGUUUCUGGACUGGGUGCUCCGGGGCACGUCUCAGGUGAUGUUCGUGAACAACCCCCUCAGCGGCAUCCUCAUUGUCCUUGGCCUCUUCAUCCAGAACCCCUGGUGGGCCAUCUCGGGUUGCCUGGGCACCAUUGUGUCCACCUUGACAGCCCUCAUCCUGAGCCAGGACAGGUCAGCAAUUGCAGCAGGACUCCAUGGCUACAACGGAGUGCUGGUGGGGCUGCUGAUGGCAGUGUUCUCAGACAAAGGCAACUAUUACUGGUGGCUUCUGCUCCCUGUCAUCGUCAUGUCCAUGUCUUGCCCCAUCCUCUCCAGUGCGCUGAGUACCAUCUUCAGCAAGUGGGACCUGCCAGUCUUCACGCUGCCCUUCAACAUUGCUGUGACCCUGUACCUGGCAGCCACAGGCCACUACAACCUCUUCUUCCCCACGAUGCUGCUACAGCCUGCAUCCUCUGUGCCCAACAUCACCUGGUCGGAGGUCCAGGUGCCCUUGCUUUUGAGAGCCAUCCCCGUUGGGAUCGGCCAAGUGUACGGCUGCGAUAACCCCUGGACUGGAGGCAUUUUCCUCGUGGCCCUGUUCAUAUCCUCACCUCUCAUUUGCUUACACGCAGCAAUCGGAUCYACCAUGGGGAUGUUAGCAGCGCUCAGCAUUGCCACUCCCUUUGAUGCCAUCUACUUCGGCCUGUGUGGCUUCAACAGCACUCUGGCGUGCAUUGCCAUCGGAGGCAUGUUCUACGUCAUCACCUGGCAGACRCACCUCCUGGCCAUUGCCUGUGCACUGUUUGCGGCCUACCUGGGGACUGCCCUGGCCAACAUGUUAUCUGUGUUUGGAUUACCACCCUGCACCUGGCCCUUCUGCCUCUCAGCGCUCACCUUCCUGCUCCUGACGACCAACAACCCYGCCAUCUACAGGCUCCCGCUCAGCAAGGUCACCUACCCAGAGGCCAACCGCACCUAUUACCUGUCCCAGGAGAGAAACAGAAGAGUAUCCACCACAACCAAGUACCAGGCCUACGAUGUCUCCUAAGUGACCCUUUCCAGCAGGCUACCUGUGUCCCCAGGCUAAAAGUCACUUAACCUCCCCUCUGUCUGUUCUGUGAUUCUCCCUGCCAAGCACAGACCAAAAUGUGUGUGGUCACCUUCAGGAGUCUCCCUAAGAUGCACGACACUUGUCCACAACAUGUUAGUUUAGACUUGACACCCACGGCUGGCUCUAUUGGCCCAAGAGCUCCCUUUGAGGGGAACUUGCUGUCUUCUGCAAAAUAAGCCUCAUCCUUAAAGAGAGGUCACC
This is a messenger RNA of Urocitellus parryii (Arctic ground squirrel), 3057 nucleotides long. It is a transcript of the gene Slc14a2, whose product is annotated as solute carrier family 14 member 2. Lineage: Eukaryota; Metazoa; Chordata; Mammalia; Rodentia; Sciuridae. The record is from RefSeq and is a predicted model, not a curated record. Gene Ontology annotation, biological process: urea transmembrane transport. Gene Ontology annotation, molecular function: urea transmembrane transporter activity. Gene Ontology annotation, cellular component: membrane.